AUGGCAAGAUUCUGCACUGCAUGUGGAAAUAGUUUAGUGACAGCCAGUACAGAGACAUCGCCAGUGUUGACUUCGACGAAUGGCAGCGGUGCCAACAGCACAGUCACAUCGCCACUUUCUCCAUUGUCACCAAAGGCGCACCAACAAUCAUCAUCAUUAUCACCAUCACUUAAAUCGCCAACGCCUAAAUCACCAACACCUAAAUCACCAUCACCAUCGCCAUCUCCAUCACCAAGCACAACGCCAAAGCCAACAGUCACCAUAACCAAUCUAACAAAGUCAAAGAGUGUUGGCGCUACUGUUUCCACAGCCAACACAUCGGCAACAUCAUUGAAACCAUUACCAACUAUACCACGGCCAAGCAGCGCAGUCACUUCACCACUGGCAUCACCCUCAUCACACAAGACUCCGCCACUUCCACCCAAGCCAUCGACGUCGACACGCGGCAACACAUCACCAGCACCACCAGCACCAGCACCAGCACCAUCACACUCCACAGGCUCAACGUCGACGACGACUACUACGCCAUCUCCAUCGCCAACUCCCAAACCACUGCCAUUCGCACCAAAGAUCCAUGAUCAUGCCAACUCAAGGAAGUCCACGCCUCUUCCGUUAAAGGCAGCAUCAACAUCGACUCCAACUUUGGAGACACAGACAUCGACAGGCGAGAGCUUCAUGAGUGUGAAGCUGAAACGUACUUCCAACUCGAUGAACUUGCGGGCCAAGACAGCUUCGGGACCCCUGACACUGACCACCGCAGAAGAUAAACCAAGCAUCGCGUCUGGCUCGUUCGUCAAGCUGGCCGUGAAGAGUCGUGAUGAGUUGGAUAACAAUGCACAGCGCGAAACUGUCGCGCUCAAGGCACAAGAAGCAGACAUCUCGAGCGAGAAGGAGAUGAACGAGUCACCACCUCUAUCUCCAUCGCCGCCACAACUUCCAAAGAAGCCACAUCACAUGGAGAGACCACUGCCGGCACCUCCUCCCGCCCCAGCCCAACCGCUUACACCUGACACCAAACGAAUGAGCAUCCCCCUUCCGCCACCAGUCGAUCGCGAGAAGGAGUUGGAGCGUCAGAAGAUCAGAGAGGCCGAGCAGGAGAAAGAAAUGGAGCGCGAGAGACUGCGACAGAUCGAGCGUGAUGAGCGCAACAAGCUGCGACUGGAGGAGCGUGAGAAGCAGCGCCUGCAGGAGAAAGAGGAGCGCGACCGACUCAGAAAGGAAGAGAUGGACAAGGAACGUCUAAAGAAGGAGGAGCGUGAUGAGAAGGAGAGGCAGCGACUGGUGGAGAAGGAGCGUGAGCGAGAGCGCAAGCAAGAAGAGAAGAAGCAGCGUCAGUCGGACCGCGAGAAGAAGAAGAGCAUCAGAUUGGUUGACUCACCAAUAAGCGGCGCCGUUGCUACCAGCGAUGGUACUGGCGACAGCAGCGAUGAGGACCUCAAGAACAACUCUCCAAAGAUGACACUAAGCGACAUGGCCGAGCAGAUAAAGCAGCACAAGGAGAAGGAGCGACGUAAUCGUGAGCGUGAGAGGUUCAACUCCAGCCCAGCCAAGGGUCGUACCUUCCUGUCUUUCCUGCUGGGCAGUGGAUCGAGCCCCAGCCCAACAGCUGGCCUCGACGAGGACAUGGUUAUAUCAUCGCCACAACCUUCAACAGGUGUCAGCGAGAAUGGCGCGCCACAGGCUACCCCCACGGCCGAGGACGACUCGGCGACCGAGCAUCCACAGCUAAGGAAAUGGGUCAUCAGACGCAGCGAGUUGUCGACAAGCAAGGGCGACCUUUCACCGCAUCUUAGUAGCUCGCCAACUGGUGGCAGCUCACCAUCAUUGUUGAACGGACUGAGUGGUGGCAGUGCGAUCUCACCCAUCAGCCAGUCACAGCGAAACAGUGUUGCCAUCGAGGGCAGUGCCUCACCAUUCGAACAACAACAGGCACAGCAGCAACAAAGAGGCACCAUUGACGCCAAGAAGGAGUCCGCGCCACAGCCAGCACCUACACUGCCCGCCCUGCCACAGGCUGUCGACAUUCGAAGCAAGGUGAUCGAGGAGAUCAUUGUCACCGAGGCCGACUACAUUCGCGACAUGGAGAUCAUGGUGUGGAUGCGCAAGGAGAUGGCUGCGCAGGAGGAAGCCAAAGGCAGUAUGCUGGACGAGAUCAAUGUUAUGUUUAGCAACGUGGAGCAGCUGCUACUCGUCAACAAGGAGCUCUUUAACAAGUUUGUCACACUGCCUUCGUCGGGCGACUUUGGCGAGUCGAUCGCCAGCGGCUUCAUCUCGAUGGCCGACUUCCUCAAGUCCUACUACGUCUACUGCAGCAACCAACAAAAGGCCCUCUCCACCUUUAAUGGCCUGCGAGGCAAGAACUGUUCAUUCCUUGGCUAUCUGUUGACGCGACGCGAGUGUCGCUCACUCCCCUUUGACAGCUUUCUCAUCAAACCUGUUCAAAGAGUGUGCAAGUAUCCAUUGCUGAUCAGAGAAUUGAUCAAAUCAACACCGCAGACAAUGCCUGCCUACCAACUACUGAUGCAUGCACAGACAAAGAUUGAAUCGAUCGUGGCUACAGUCAACGAGAAGAAGCGCGAGUUUGAUGGUCAGAUGAGAAUGUACGAUAUCCAGACACGCCUGGUCGAGGGCGGCUGCGAGACAAAGAUACUGGCGCCAUCAAGGAAGCUGAUAAAGGAGGGCGAGCUCGAGAGCAUUGGUAUGAUCGUGCCAGGCAGCUCGUCGUCUCAGUACAGCAAGAAGCCCAAGCCUGGCUUCUACUACCUGUGCAACGACCUGUUCUUGUUUGCGCAGCCCGUUGGCACCGACCAGUUGACACCAACCUCACCGCUGAAGCUCAAGGCUUACAUCCCACUGGACGCCACUGUCAUCCGCUGUGUGCCGAACGACCCCAACUCGUUCGAGCUGCUCUACUCGUGUCUGCAGGUGUGGCACUUCACCGCCAGCUCGCCAGAGGAGAAGCAGACGCUGUUCAAUGAGUUGGAGACACAUAUCGAGCUCAACAUGAAGAAUGAGUACAAGAAGUUUGUCGAGGAGCACGAGAAGCAGCAGAAGGCAACAUCAGUGGAGACGUACGAUGAGUGGCGCUUGGCAGUCAGGAACAAGCCACUGCCCGAACCACCAAAGUCCCCAGAGAACAACACCAGACUGUCCAAAGCGUUGCCAUCGCUACCAGCCAACAGCAUCAACCCCGAGAAUGUCAAGGUGAUCAAGGUUACGUGCCACCAGUUGGACGCACGACAGGUUGAGAUUGACAAGGAGUCGCCUACGCUCAAGUCACUCAAAGAGAAGAUCCAGCACAAGUUCAGCUUGGACAACCUUGAAUUUAGCAUCCAGCACACCUCGCCCAGUAUGGCAUCAUCUCCGCACAACAGCAUCAUCUCCACCGAUCAGGAUCUACAGGCUAUCGUUCAGCAGAACGAUGUGAGCACCUUGGAAAUGAAGAUAUUCGCUGUAAAGAUAUAG
Messenger RNA from Acytostelium subglobosum LB1, 3465 nucleotides. RefSeq lists its product as hypothetical. The transcript is spliced from 2 exons. The coding region runs from base 1 to 3465 and encodes 1154 amino acids. The record is from RefSeq and is a predicted model, not a curated record. Lineage: Eukaryota; Evosea; Eumycetozoa; Acytosteliales; Acytosteliaceae. Gene Ontology annotation, molecular function: guanyl-nucleotide exchange factor activity. Gene Ontology annotation, cellular component: cytoplasm.